AUGGCCGACCAACGCGUCAAUGUCCACAUCCCCUCCCAUCCCCCGGUGCUUGAUAGCGUGCGCCUGCGCAACAUCCAGCUGCCCCUCCCGGCUGCCCCGGACCCAUGGCAUCGUCCCGGCAAAUCGCAGCCCUGCACCGCAUCGCUGAAGCUCUCCUACUCAUCUGCCGUUGCAGCAGCCAUUGCUGACGAUGUUUCCCUCUCUUUGGACUACGGCAAGCUCUACCGUCGCCUCGAGGAGGAUAUCCGCAACAUGGGGAAGCAUGCCGAGAACCCGGGACACCGAAUGAUUAGUGUUGAUGGCAGCCGCCGGGAUGAGAUGAUGCGGAGCGAUCUCGGAGAGGACGUGCGACUGACGGCUGGAAUUGUUGCCAACUGUGGUCUGGGGCUUUUGGACGAGACCGCCGCGGGGGUCCGAAGGAUGUCGCACGUGCACAACACCCAGAGACGAAGCAGUGCGUCGGCGAGCUCCCAGGCACAGGCACAGGCGGCUAUCUUUAGCCCUUCGUCUUCCCCCGCAAUUGACGGGGUCUUUGGCCAAUGCGAGGUGUCCUUGCACCUUCCCAAGGCACUGCUACGUGCAGAUGAAGGCCUCAAGUACCGCAGCGUGACAGUGUGGGGAUACAGACAGGGCAACGAAGCGAUUUUGGAGAACCUGGGGGAGUCGGAGCGGUGCCCUGUGGUGCUGGAAGAGGAGUUCCGCAUUGAUGGGAUCCGGUGCUACUGUAUUUUGGGGGUCAAUUCGCACGAGAGAGUGGAAAAGCAGGCGGUCAUUGUCUCCCUAGAGUUCAAGGGACCCGGGCAGCUGCCGUGGGGGUCUACGGUGGUCAACACAUACCAAGCGAUGACACGGGCUGUCGCAGAGCGAGUUGAGGCCACCUCGUACCAGACUGUCGAGGCACUCGCGACGUUCAUCGCUCGCAUCGUCACGGUGGAAUUCGGCAACGAACGGGUGACGGUGAGAGUCGAGAAGCCCAGCGCAAUGGCCUUUGUGGAGGGAUCGGGGGUGGAAAUCACCCGGUCGCAGGCGUUCUUCGAGGGCCGAGAUGCAUGA
This is a messenger RNA of Aspergillus sclerotioniger CBS 115572, 1053 nucleotides long. RefSeq names its product dihydroneopterin aldolase. Gene Ontology annotation, biological process: folic acid-containing compound metabolic process. NCBI's taxonomy places the organism in Eukaryota, Fungi, Ascomycota, Eurotiomycetes, Eurotiales, Aspergillaceae. The record is from RefSeq and is a predicted model, not a curated record. The transcript has 2 exons. Gene Ontology annotation, molecular function: dihydroneopterin aldolase activity. The coding region runs from base 1 to 1053 and encodes 350 amino acids. Gene Ontology annotation, cellular component: cytoplasm.